CGAAUUUGUUCUUCUAUUUUCUAAUAAUAUUUCCCCAUUCGUAGUUGGAAUGGUCGCCUUCCUCGUUCAUCCACUCUGAGUGGUUGGAGAGUCAACAUAUUCCGUCGCAAGGACGGCGAGCUGGGACAGCUGGGCUCCUGUACUUGCUCUAAUUUCUCUCCACAAUUUUUUAUGUUUUUUAUUCUUCCUCGAGUACAAUCCAACUCCCCAUGUGACUGGUGGAGCAAAAGCUUCGCGGCGAAGACGCCGGAAAUCCAUGGCGGGCCAUCCCAUCCACGGAGAAAAGUCCAAGCUCCAGCGACUACCCACACCACUGUGAGAAGCAGUUGAAUCCUUAACGAAGGAUGCGAAGCGGCGGCCACCGCCCGAUAUCGCCCUCCUCAAAAAGAUUCAAUUUUGCAGCGGAGAAAAAAAAAUGAAUUUUUUUAGGGGGACGGCCGAAAGGAAACAUCCGAGGUGUGGGGGCUCCCUGCGAUUCCUCUUCCUUCUUGUCCUCUAGUUUUCCCUCCAUAAAAAUCCCCUUCUCUUUGUUUGUUUUAUUUGGCCAUUGUGUGGCGUAUUAUUUGGUCCAAGGACAUUGGGAUUUGGAAGAGUGGUGAGGGAUGGGGAGCGUCGCCGGCGAGGAGCAGACGGCGGGGGAGUUGGAGAAGAAGGAGGAGGGCGGCGGCGGAGGAGGAGGAGGGAAGGAGGAGAGGAUACUGGUCUCCGUCAGGGUGAGGCCGCUCAAUGCCAAGGAGAUUGAGCGCAAUGACCCCUCAGAUUGGGAGUGCAUCAACAACAACACCGUCGCCUUGAAGAACAACAACCUCCCGGAUCGAUCUGCGUGUCCCACAGUGUAUACUUUUGACAGAGUAUUUGGGUUCAAAUGCAGCACCAAAGAUGUCUACGAGGAAGGAGCCAAGGAAGUUGCUCUUUCUGUUGUCAGUGGAAUUAAUGCAACUAUAUUUGCCUAUGGACAAACUAGCAGUGGAAAGACACAUACAAUGAUCGGGAUAACCGAGCAUAGUGUGGCCGAUAUCUAUGCUUACAUAAAAAGGCACGAGGAGAGAGAAUUCCUUCUGAAAUUCUCAGCUAUGGAGAUAUAUAAUGAAGCAGUUAGGGAUCUCCUCAGUGCAGAUGCUUCUUCACUUAGGCUUCUCGAUGAUCCAGAGAGAGGAACCAUAGUGGAGAAACUUACUGAGGAAACUUUGAGGGACGAAAGCCACCUUAAGGAGCUUCUUUCCAUCUGUGAAGCACAAAGGCAGAUAGGGGAAACCUCCCUGAAUGAAACAAGCUCCAGAUCUCAUCAGAUCCUUAGAUUGACAAUUGAAAGCUCAACUAGAGAGUUUGUAAGUAGAAACAGCACCCUAGCUGCAACCGUGAAUUUCGUGGACCUUGCAGGUAGCGAACGUGCAUCUCAAUCCUUAUCUGCGGGAGCUAGACUAAAAGAAGGUUGCCAUAUCAAUCGAAGCUUGCUUACCCUUGGAACAGUUAUCCGAAAGUUAAGUGAGGGAAGAAAUGGACAUAUUCCAUAUCGAGAUUCAAAACUGACACGGAUAUUGCAAUCGUCCUUGGGAGGCAAUGCAAGAACUGCUAUCAUCUGCACAAUGAGCCCUGCUCGAAGUCAUGUCGAGCAGUCCCGGAACACCCUCUUCUUUGCCAACCGUGCGAAACAAGUAGUUACUAACGCACAGGUGAAUGUGGUGAUGUCUGAUAAGGCAUUGAUCAAGCAUUUACAGAGAGAAGUCGCCAGAUUAGAGAGCGAGCUAAGUGAUCCAGGAUCGACCUCCUGCACUUCCCAUUUCAAAGCUCUAAGGGACAAAGAUUCACAAAUUCAGAAGAUGGAAAGAGAAAUUAAGGAGCUGAUGCAGCAAAGAGAUCUCGCUCAGUCUCGCCUCGAUGAUUUGUCUACAACCUUAGGCGACGAUGAACAAUCUUCAAGGCAGUGGGAUGAAUUGAGUCAGUCCUCAGGAGUCGCUUUUCAAAGCCCAGAUUUUUAUUCUAGAAGAUUUUCCGGAACAUCAGACAUCGCAUAUCAAUGUCGAGAUAUUGCUGAAUCUAGAAGAUUUUAUGCUGCAUCAGACAUUGCAUAUCGAAGUCCAGAUAUCGGAUCUAGAAGACUUUGCAUGCCACACAAAAGCAAGUAUGGAGGUGAAUAUCAUCUAGAGCUCUGUGGUAAACUGGAUAAAGAUCAAGAUAUCUCAUCACCCAGUCACUCUGUUUUUAGUUCUGCAAUCAGUGGACUGAUCUUACAGCAGCGAAGGGGCAAAAGCUAUGAAUCUUUGCAAGAACAUAUAGCGGAUCACUGCAAGGAAGUUCAGUGUAUCGAGAUACAUGCUUUGAGCAAAAGUGAGGAUUCCAGUGCUGCAUCGGUGAUUCAAGACGAUGAUAGUCUGCUGUCUCAGGGAGGAGUCAGCAUGGAUUUGAUACCAAGAAUGGAAAAACCCUCAAAUAGUUCAUCUUCGUUGCCCAAAACGCCUAGAGUGAUGGCAUCUAGGGAGUUGGCACAAACUAGAAGCAGUAAUAGCGAGACGAGGCCAAUGAUCGUUUCACCUUUUCCAUCCGACGAUGCGGAGCAGCAUCAUGAGAAACAACCUGAUGCCUUAUGGGAAGAGUUUCCGGUGAGCCCUGAAGAAUCUCACAAAUCCAGUGAACUUUCAAGUAGUGCAGUUCAAACUGGGGAUAUUUUGAUCCUUGGUGAAGACGACGAUGCACACAUCGGUAGCUGUUCUCCAGGCAUGGUUCAGAGUUGGCUUCAAAAGAAACUACUUGAUAGCCAGGAGAACCAACAUAACCAAGUUGAAGAUUCUGAAGUCGAGAAGAUUGUGAAGGAUGUAGGAAUUGACUCGGUGCUGUAUCCCGUUGAAUCUCCUUCGAGAUGGUCAUUCGACUUCGAGAGGAAGCAACAAGAGAUAAUUGAGCUUUGGAACUCAUGCCAUGUUUCCUUAGUCCACAGGACCUAUUUUUUCCUUCUUUUCAAAGGUGAUCCAACCGACUCCAUCUACAUGGAAGUUGAACACAGAAGGCUAUCCUUUCUGCGAAACACAUCUUCUCAUGUUCAUUGUGCCACAACAAUAGCAACCGAGAACAGCCACAUCCCUACUUCUUCUUCAAGCCUGAAGCAUCUCCGCCGCGAAAGAGAAAUGUUGUGCAGGCAGAUGCAAAGGAGGUUAACUCUGCAGGAAAGGAUCAUGUCAUAUAACAAGUGGGGGAUCAAUCUCAAUUCGAAACAGAGGAGAUUGCAGCUUGCCCAACUCGUCUGGACCAAAACAGAGACGGCACACGCCGGGGAGAGCGCUUCGCUUGUCGGUAAGUUGAUCGGUCUCGAGGAGCAGGGGCAGGCCCUCAAGGAGAUGUUCGGACUCAGCUUCCUGCCACAGCAAACUAAUCACAGACACUUCAUCUGGAUGAAGAACAAGAAGUCACCGUCUCUUGCAUGAUCAACAAUUAACUGCCGUGAACAGAUUUGUGCAGAAUUAUAGCAUUAUAAAUGUAUUUUUUUUUAAAAAAAUAAUAAGGUAAACAAGAUUGAAUUUGUCUUAGUUUAAAACAUUUAAGAAGCAUUUGCUUUAUUCACAAGGAACGAAUGAAGAGCAUGCUUUGCCUUUUCUUUGAA
Messenger RNA from Zingiber officinale, 3595 nucleotides. Its product is annotated as kinesin-like protein KIN-7G. The record is from RefSeq and is a predicted model, not a curated record. The transcript is spliced from 13 exons. NCBI's taxonomy places the organism in Eukaryota, Viridiplantae, Streptophyta, Magnoliopsida, Zingiberales, Zingiberaceae. Gene Ontology annotation, molecular function: microtubule binding; microtubule motor activity; ATP binding. Bases 603 to 3419 code for a protein of 938 amino acids. Gene Ontology annotation, biological process: microtubule-based movement.